This is a messenger RNA of Geodia barretti, 1375 nucleotides long. The record is from the annotation of a GenBank genome assembly. Lineage: Eukaryota; Metazoa; Porifera; Demospongiae; Tetractinellida; Geodiidae.
UCCGCGACCAAAACACACACGGAAAAGGAGGCGCGGUGUGUUUGGACGCGUGGACUUGCCCAGAGAAAGAUUCGAUUCCUCGUUCACAAGUAAAAGAAGGCUCGACUGUAAGAUACAAGGUGAGACAUUUUUGUGGCGCUCUCUGACUCGUAGCUACAGUAAGAUCCGCGGAGAGAGCGCGAAGUGGAUGACGAAAUAGCUUGGGUGGGCAUUAAAUGGAAACAUCUCUCUUUCCUCGAAGGAUUCGCCGCCCUUGGAAAUGUCGGACUUUUCAGACUUGGACAGGCAAAUUGAGCAGCUUCGUCGCUGUGAGAUCAUAAAGGAGUCGGAGGUAAAGGCCCUCUGUGCCAAAGCUAGGGAGAUUCUAAUAGAGGAGAGUAAUGUACAAAGAGUGGACCCACCAGUGACUGUGUGUGGCGAUAUUCACGGUCAGUUCUAUGACUUGAAGGAACUCUUCAAGGUGGGAGGGGAUGUGCCUGACACAAACUACCUCUUUCUGGGCGACUUUGUUGACCGAGGAUUCUACAGCGUGGAGACCUUUCUUCUACUCCUGGCCCUCAAGGUGCGAUAUCCGGACAGAAUAACUCUGAUACGAGGCAACCACGAAAGUCGGCAGAUCACGCAGGUGUAUGGGUUCUACGACGAGUGUAGGAGGAAAUAUGGCUCAGUCAACGUGUGGCGCUACUGCACAGAGAUCUUUGACUACCUCAGUCUGUCGGCCAUCAUUGACAACCAGAUAUUCUGUGUUCACGGAGGUCUCUCACCUUCCAUCACAACACUGGACCAGAUCCGCUCCAUUGAUAGGAAACAAGAGUCCCACACGACGGGCCAAUGUGUGAUCUCCUCUGGUCUGAUCCUGAAGACAUUGAUGACUGGGGAGUGAGUCCGAGAGGGGCUGGGUUUCUAUUUGGCAGUGAGGUAGUGGCACAGUUCAACGCGACCAACAACAUAAAGAUGAUCUGUCGAGCUCACCAGCUGGUGAUGGAAGGCUACAAGUGGCACUUUUCGGAAACGGUUCUCACCGUGUGGUCUGCCCCCAACUACUGCUACAGGUGUGGCAACGUGGCUGCCAUUUUCGAACUUGACGAAAACCUCAGUAGAAGUUAUACCAUGUUUGAAGCAGCCCCAAUUGAGGUGAGGGGCGAACCAACAAAGAAACCAGUACCAGAGUAUUUCUUAUGAGGGGCCUUUCUCUAAUUAUUCCACACCAUAAUAUAUACAACAACACCCUGUGUAAAUAUUGUACAGCUCCUUUGUGUGUGUGUGUGUGUGUGUGUUUUUGUGUACACAUUUUAAAAACCUUUUUGCCUUGCUACAUUGUACAAGUCAUCACGUGAGUAACGUUGGUAGAUGUUCGGUGAGAACGGAGAGGGAG